Messenger RNA from Dermacentor silvarum, 857 nucleotides. It is a transcript of the gene Arpc5, whose product is annotated as actin-related protein 2/3 complex subunit 5. NCBI's taxonomy places the organism in Eukaryota, Metazoa, Arthropoda, Arachnida, Ixodida, Ixodidae. The record is from RefSeq and is a predicted model, not a curated record. Gene Ontology annotation, molecular function: actin filament binding. Gene Ontology annotation, cellular component: actin cytoskeleton; Arp2/3 protein complex; cytoplasm. Gene Ontology annotation, biological process: regulation of actin filament polymerization; Arp2/3 complex-mediated actin nucleation; cell migration. The transcript is spliced from 4 exons. Bases 142 to 600 code for a protein of 152 amino acids.
CCGGAAAGCCGGAAAGAUCAUCCGGCCGUGCGUGGGUGUGUGUGAAGUGUUUUGUGUAUGUAGACUAAAGAUCGGCGUCCGAUUUUUGUUCGCCUAGCUUGUUUGUUGGUUUUGUUUUGGCUGCCGUGUUCCCAGCUCACUAUGUCUAAGAACACGGAGAGCUCGGCUUUCCGUAAAAUCGACAUUGACCAGUACAACGAGGACAACUACAAGGAGGAGGAAGGCUUGGACGCACAAUCACCGCCGGCCGGGCCCGACGAGCAAGAAGUGAAUCAUCUGCUCAACCAGGGAAAAACUGUGGAUGCACUGAAGAUCAUCCUAAAGACGGCUCCCAUAGGCUCCAAAUGUCAAAGUGUAAAGGAUGCAGCCAGCGCCCUGGCCAUGCGUGUCCUGCUGGCAGUGAAGGCGAGUGAGAUGGAGCAGGCGGUCGGCAGUCUGGACCGGGAGUCGGUGGAUGUGCUGAUGAAGUACAUCUACCGUGGCUUUGAGAGCCCCUCGGAGGGCAGCUCAGGCCAUCUGCUGGCUUGGCAUGAAAAGGCUUACGCAGCUGGCGGCAUUGGAUCCAUAGUGCGCGUCAUGACCGACCGCAAGAGAGUCUGAGGAUGACUGCAGCGGACCGUUUUCGCUCCGCCAUGAUGUCCCACUGCUAAAAAUGCGGGGCCUUCAUUCCACUUGAGCCCGCUGGGGUGUCGACGAUGCCAACCAAUCAAUUCAAACUGGGCCAUGGAAACCUUCGUGUGGUUCCUGUGAGCAUGCCGACAUGCAAGGCCCCACGACAAAUGCAAUGAGUGCUGUAAAUAGGCAUGGGUUAUACAUGUACUCCCCUCGAGUAGUAAACACCUGUUUCUGUCCCCGUU